GAGUUCGCCGAGGAGCCGCCCGCGCGCCGGCGUUUCCGGGGCAGCGGCGCCAUGAGGCUGUUCCCGCGCGCGCUGUGCAGCGCGGCCCGGGCCGCUUGGCGGGAGAGCUUCCCGCUGGCGGGUCGCGACGUGGCCCGCUGGUUCCCAGGCCACAUGGCCAAGGGGCUGAAGAAGAUGCAGAGUAGCUUGAAGCUGGUGGACUGCAUUAUCGAGGUUCAUGAUGCCCGGAUCCCACUUUCAGGCCGUAACCCUCUGUUUCAGGAAGCCCUUGGCAUCAAGCCUCACUUGCUUGUCCUCAACAAGAUGGACUUGGCAGAUCUGACGGAGCAGCAGAAAAUUCUGCAACACUUAGAAAGAGAAGGCUUAAAAAAUGUAAUCUUUACCGACUGUGUAAAGGAUGAAAAUAUCGACCAGAUCAUCCUGACAGUGACCGAAUUGAUUGGGUGCAGCUACCGCUAUCACCGAGGAGAGAAUCUGGAGUUCUGCCUCAUGGUGAUCGGGAUUCCCAACGUGGGCAAGUCCUCGCUCAUCAACUCCAUCAGGAGACGGCACCUGCGGAAAGGAAAAGCCACCAGGGUGGGUGGCCAGCCUGGGAUCACCAGAGCUGUGAUGUCCAGAAUUCAGGUGUGUGAGCGGCCACUCAUGUUCCUGUUGGACACUCCUGGGGUGCUGGCCCCCCGGAUUGAAAGCGUGGAGACCGGCCUGAAGCUGGCCCUGUGUGGAACGGUUUUGGACCACUUGGUGGGAGAGGAGACCAUGGCCGACUACCUCCUUUUCACCCUCAACCAGCACCAGCUCUUUGGGUACGUGCAGCACUACGGCCUGGGCGGUGCCUGUGACGACAUAGAGGAUGUGCUCAAGCAGGUGGCCGUGAGGCUGCGGAAGACCCAGAGGGUGAAGGUCCUCACAGGCUCUGGGCCUGUGAACGUUGUCCAGCCUAACUACACCGCGGCAGCUGGCGACUUCCUCCGGGCCUUCCGCAGUGGGUCCCUGGGCCCAGUGAUGCUCGACCGCGACGUCUUGCAGGGGCCUUGCUUGGCGGGGGCCCGGAGCUUCCCCCCGGCUGAGACAGAGCCCUGAAGGGCCCAGCUCUGGGAGGCCUCUGCUCCUGGGUGUGGGGUUGUGGCCUCUCCAGGGGCUCCAGGCCGGCCGCCGUAUCCUGAGGGCCUCUGCUUGGGGAAGGAGCACCCUGCUUGUCUGCCUUGCCACACCGUUCCAGCUCCAGUGUGGACGGGGCAGCAGCACCCCCUGCCCUGUGUGUGGGUGGGGUCUGGGGUGGACGGGGCAGCGGGCUUCCCGAGCCAUGUGCAUGUCUGACCAGGGAGGAGGUACAGCCUCAGCCUCUCCUAGAGAGGUAGAGAAACUCUGUGGUUGCAUUUGCAAUUCUUAAUUAAAAAGGCGUCUGUUGGCCUGCUCCCGUGCACCUGUGGUAUCUGGGGCUCACAGAAAGCUGCUCUCACAAAUGAAAAC
This is a messenger RNA of Choloepus didactylus (southern two-toed sloth), 1470 nucleotides long. RefSeq names its product mitochondrial ribosome associated GTPase 1 (gene MTG1). The transcript has 11 exons. The record is from RefSeq and is a predicted model, not a curated record. Gene Ontology annotation, cellular component: mitochondrion. NCBI's taxonomy places the organism in Eukaryota, Metazoa, Chordata, Mammalia, Pilosa, Megalonychidae. Gene Ontology annotation, molecular function: GTP binding; GTPase activity. Bases 52 to 1080 code for a protein of 342 amino acids.